AGAAAAGAGCAAAGAACUCAGUCAAACAAUCAUUUUUCGAGGUAAUACAACAAAAUGCAAGCCAAUUCGAGUACCACCACAACAACAACCACAACCAAAACGAAAAAACUGAGCAGCGGGCCGGGGGGCAACAUGAUCAGUUCUGUGGCGGUGACGAGUGCCACCAAAACCACCACAACAACGAGGAAGCCAGCGGGUUCGGUAUCCGGAACUGGAGCUAGUCCCAAGUCCCCUAAGGCGCCGGGUUCCGUCAGUGCAGCCACGUCUAAUUCCGAUUCUAAUGCGGAGAUCGAGGAACUGUCGAAGAAGAUUACCGAAACAGCGGAUGCCAUUUAUAACACGUGGAAGAGUCGGGGCAUGCCGCCGGUGGAGCUAAUGGGAGAAUUCACAAACAUAGCGUCCCCCUCGUCGGAUACCGAGGGUCUUCAGAAGAUGGUGACCAGUUUUGUGAACAAGGACAAGGAACAGCGCGGCAAAACGAAUAGUCUAAAGAAGUCCGAGAUCACGUCCAACGGCAAAGUGAAAAAGGCAGCCACUCCCACAUCGUCCACCACGAAUUACUCACCCGUUCCAGAGCCAGCCCUGCAGUCCCCCAAGAAGGUGGCCGCCGUAUCGGUCAGUAAACCCGUUCCCGACGUCAACCUCAACUACGACAUCAAUCUGCAUUUGGAUGUGAACAAUCUGUCCCAGCAGCAGACACAGAAUCUGUUGAAAAUCAGCGAACUGAUACAGCAGCAGAAGGAUGUGGCAGCGACGAGCGGGAAGAAACGGCAGAGCACCAAGACGAGCAGCAAUGCGAGCAAGGUAACAGCAGCUGCCGGGGAGCAGCAGGCCGGCAAAAAACAGAGCAAGGCCAGCAGCAGGAGCGGGAACGGGACGCUUUCUGUUAGCAUAGAUGUGGUGGAUGCACCGCAGCUAAACAACACCAGCCGGGUGGCCAUUGCCAACAGCGCUGCAGUGAGUGAUAAAGGCAGCGAGCCAGCGGCCAUGAAUCGCAAGUCAAGCAAAACCAAAGAAAACACCACGCCAGAAGGAAAGCCGGCAACCAAAGAGAAACCCACAGCAGCAGGAGCGACUGCAUCCACACGCAAAUCAACAAGUCGCAGCACAACUGAUAACGCCAGCAACAUGGCUGCCAACGCAGCAGCAACAGCCACAUCAGACGCACCAGCACCGGCAGCAACAUCAACAUCAAUCGAUGCAACGCCAGCAACAUCGGGCAGCACAACGAUGCCAACGUUGAAUAAAGUCAAACCGACGGGUCGGGCGGCCCUCACCAAUGGCCAGGACAAAAUUGGACUCCUCACACGCGGCUCCGUGGCCGAGCGCGUUCUCAUGUUUGAAAAGUGUCCGGAUGUGCGGCAUUCGUUCCUGAACAUCAAGCGACCUCAGGCAGAUGCUCCUCCCAAGAGUCUCCUCAAGGUCAAGCUACACAGCACACCGCCCCCACCGCCACAGGAGCAGAAUCUGCUGCAGAAGGAGAUCCGUUCCACCAAGAGUGUCUACAUACCCAGAUUCUACUUUCCACAUGGCAAGCCACAGCCCACGAUCGCCAUGGAACGGGUAUUGCGGGGCAUCCUUUCCGCCUUUGACAGCUUUCCCAAUAACCAGGUGACCAAGGACGAACUGCCCCGCAUCCUGAAGCUCUGCGGGCUUCCCUUUUAUUGGCGCAUGCCGGUGAUGGUCUUCUGCCAAACAGCCAGCACUGGUCUCGUGGAGCGCCAGCGUUUCGUCGAGUUCUGGAAACAAAUGAAUGUGUAUUGCCACGAGGCUGCCUCAAGAUUCGUGUACAUUCUGUCACGAGGCCAGAGGUUCCGUUCAUACAUUGUUCCCGAGGACCUGGUGCCCAUGGUGCAAGAUGUGGUGGAUACACACCCCGGCCUGGCCUUUCUAAAGGAAGCCACCGAGUUCCAUUCCAGAUACGUGCACACAGUCAUCGCGCGCAUUUUCUAUUCGGUGAACCGUAGUUGGAGCGGCAGGAUCACAAUAUCAGAGCUAAAGCGAUCCGAUCUUCUGGAGAUGAUCAGUUUGCUGGAGGAGGAAGAAGAUAUAAACCAGAUUAUGGCUUUCUUUAGCUAUGAGCACUUUUAUGUGAUCUACUGCAAGUUUUGGGAACUGGACAAGGACCACGACCUGCUGAUCAGCCAGGAGGAUCUGGCAAAGCACAGUGACCAUGCCCUGUCCACCCGCAUCGUAGAGCGAAUCUUCUCUGGGUGUGUGACCCGCAGUGACAACAAAAAGGCGCCAGAGGACGAGGCCAAGAUGUCUUACACGGACUUUGUGUGGUUCAUCCUGUCGGAGGAAGACAAGAGAACGCCAACGGCCAUAGAGUACUGGUUUCGGUGCAUGGACAUUGAUGGCGAUGGAGCAAUCUCCAUGUACGAAUUGGAAUACUUCUACGAAGAGCAGCAACAGCGGAUGGAGGGAAUUGGUAUUGAGUGCCUGCCCUUUGAGGACUGCCUGUGUCAGAUGCUGGAUAUGAUAAAGCCUGCCAAUCGUGACUGCAUCACUCUGGGUGACCUAAAGAAAUGCAAGAUGACCCACGUGUUCUUCGACACUUUCUUUAAUCUGGAAAAAUAUCUGGAUCACGAACAACGCGAUCCAUUUGCCUCGCAGCGGGACGAAUAUACCUCGGAUUGGGAUCGCUUUGCGGCACAAGAAUACGAGUUGCUCAUAUCCGAGGAGAACGAUUAGGAGCCGCCUUAACAUAUUUAUUAACUUACAAAUUUUUAUACAAAUUUAUACACUUCGAAUCGAAAAAAAAAAGAAACCCAAAAAUCAACAAAAAGAUGGAACUACUUUUAGUUCAUAUGUGCAAUAAAUUCAAAUUAUUUAUUAUGAGUUCUGCAGAUUUAGUUGAAUUUUAACGACGAAUAAAAUAAAAAU
This is a messenger RNA of Drosophila bipectinata, 2886 nucleotides long. RefSeq lists its product as uncharacterized. The record is from RefSeq and is a predicted model, not a curated record. Gene Ontology annotation, molecular function: calcium ion binding; protein phosphatase regulator activity. Gene Ontology annotation, biological process: protein dephosphorylation. NCBI's taxonomy places the organism in Eukaryota, Metazoa, Arthropoda, Insecta, Diptera, Drosophilidae. Gene Ontology annotation, cellular component: protein phosphatase type 2A complex.